This is a messenger RNA of Dreissena polymorpha, 8987 nucleotides long. RefSeq lists its product as uncharacterized. The record is from RefSeq and is a predicted model, not a curated record. Bases 221 to 2005 code for a protein of 594 amino acids. The transcript has 2 exons. NCBI's taxonomy places the organism in Eukaryota, Metazoa, Mollusca, Bivalvia, Myida, Dreissenidae.
CUCGGUUGCCAGUGAAUAUCUGGACCUUGCUGCUGAGAUUCUGUUGACAUCUGGACUUAUAAAGUUGUCUGGCUUACCCCCUUAUGUGUGUGUGUGUUUGGACCAGAGAUUGUAAUUGGAUGGAAACAAUUUUAAGGGGAGAGGAAAAUAUUUGGGAAUAUUUUAAAUGUUGUUCAAGAUUUUGGAAUCUACAAGCAGAUGUUGAUACAAACCACACAAGAUGAAUGUUCUCCUUCGUAUCAACCUUCGUUUCUACCUUGUCAUGUUAUGUGGGGCAUAUUUCGCCAUGCUCUACAUUUUCCACGGCAACCUUCAAACAGUGACGUCUGCCUCUUGUGACAAUGAGGGAAAUUGCUUUGGAAAAUCCACGAAAUCUAAUAAACACUCUGCCGCAAAUGUGUCAAAAAUUGUCCCGCAAAGUUAUUGGAAUGUCGAACCGAAACGACAAGUGGAUUUGACAACCACGGUUUUCCACUCUAGAAAUGUAAAUGUCCUUGGUAGGGAGAGGCAGUCAAGUAGAGAUAAGAUUGGAAGUGAUAGAUCGGGAAUGAUAUUCGACCUUCUUGGUGCAAGUAGACAACAUAUUGAUCAGCUAUCAGAAACAUUUAUUGGAGACAAUAAAGGAAAUAAUGCAGAGGCUUACAAUUUGUCUUGUUUUAUGUCGUCUCAGUUUCCAGAAAGAAGGUUUUUGGCCCUUGAGCCGAGAAGUUUCGUGUAUUCAGCCUAUUACGACGAGAGAUAUACGGACAAGUUCGUACGGAUCAUGGCGCUAAUGGCUGUAAAUAGUAGCAGCAGACAUCUUAAAGUGUUCUGCCACUUUCAAGGCAAAAAUGCAUCAGACAUUAUAAAACAAGAAGCCAUUUUUUAUGAAAUGUGUGAAAACCAUGGAAAGCAAUUUGGCGGCUUUAUCCUGUCCUGUAAAGUUCCAAACCAUGUGAUUAAUGUCUGUACAUUGGCAGUUUCCAUGGAAAUUGUUGCCAUUAAUGGCAAAUACAUUCCACCCUUGACCAACAUUCAACAGUUAAAUGUUUACCUAUUGACAUUUUCUUGGAACUAUGGAAGUAUACAUAGGGGCGUCCAUUUUGGAUUAAAUUCGCAGAAGUUGGUGCCUGAUCAAACUGAAUUUAAUUUACAGUCACUAAAUGAGAAUUCUGAAAUUCUUACUUCAAGUGCUAUUCCUUCUAAAGACAUUCAUACCAAUAAGAUUGCUACAAAAGGUUCAACUUAUUUUCAGUACAGCAUAUGCAUUCCACCAUUGUUUGGAAAUAUUGACACAGUGAAACUUCUAGAAUUUAUUGAAUUGAAUAUUCUGCUGGGAUUCCAGCAUUUUAUUUUCUACGUCAGUGAUUUAGACUCUGCUGAAGUUUACAAGUUGCUAAAUUUUUAUGUUAAACAGAAUAUAGUCACUAUAGUAGAUUUUAAAUUACCACCCAUAAUUCAGAAGUCCAUGAUAUGGUAUAAUGGGCAGCUGAACGCCCAUAAUGACUGCCUUUAUCGCGCCAUGUCCAUAUCAAGAUUUGUCGCUAUUAUCGACAUAGAUGAAUACAUCGUUCCGCACAAUGGUGAGUUCAGAGUCACAGAAACUUUAAAGGAGUUAUUUGCAGACAAAACUGUAUGCGGUUUAAGUUUUCAAAGUGCAUUCUACGACCCAAAAUUUACGGCCAGCAUCACAGACGAUAACAUUGAGAUGGGUCUUACCACGCAGACUUCCACUCAUAGGUCAACUGUGUUCAGUAAAGUUCGAACGAAAGUUUUUGUUGAAUCUCAAAAAGUCUUUGAGGUUGGGAUUCAUCACGUCAGUAAGCCUGCCAAUGAGGAGUAUCGGGUUUUGAAGGUCAACACUUCAAUCUCGUUCCUUCACCACUACCGAUCCUGUGUACCGAAUUAUGGGAUGAAAUGUGGGAGUUCUGUGAAAGACGAUAGCAUGGAUAAAUAUUUGUCGCAUUUGAAAAAGGCUGUCACAAGUGCAUACGAGAAGAUUUUUUCUGAAGUUUUAAAAUUAUGAUUUUGUUGUUGUAUUAAAAUUUGCUCAUAAUGAUUGCUUAUUAAUGUUGAAUGACUGUUAAAUGCUUUGAAUCAGCUUGGGAGGUCAUAAAUGUUUGAACAUAUGGCAUGAUCCAAAUUUUUAACCAAAUCUAUGUAGAUGUGUUCGUUAAAACAUGUGCAAUACUUUAGGAAAUAAUUAUUUUUCGUUUUAGAAUAUAAAGUAUCAUGAUAUAGUUUCAACUGCUUUGUAUAAGAUUUAUGAGAAUGCUAGGUAAGUGUUUAGAUAAGUUUAUAAAGCAGGGCAUAUAGAAAACCCAAACCAUGAACUUGGCAAGUGUUUUAAAGGAUUUUGUGUCCAGAAAAUAAACUUUUCUGUUAUCAAUUCUUUUCUGAUAUCCAAUGUUUAAAAUUGUUAUUGCCUUUUUAUACCCCCACAAACAAAGUUUAGGGGGGUAUAUAGGAGUGAAUUUGUCUGUCUGUCUGUCGAUCGGUCGGUCCGUAUUGAGUGUCCGCUCUCUAAUUCAAGUUGUUUUGAUCCGAUCUUCACCAAACCUGGUCUAUAUGAUGUCUAGGUCAAGUUUGAAUAUGGGUCAUGCCGGGUCAAAAACUAGGUCAAGAGGUCACUUAGUGUGUUAUAAACAUUCAGCAUGUUGUCCGCUCUCUAAUUCAAGUAGUUUUCAUCCAAUCUUCACCAAAAUUGGUCAGAAGUUUUAUCUAGAUGAUCUCUAGGCCAAGUUAGAACAUGGACCAUGCUGGGCCAAAAACUAGGUCACGGGGUCACUUAGUGCGUUUUUUAACAUUCAGCAUGGUGUGCUCUCUAAUUGAAGUAGUUUACUUCCGAUCUUCACCAAACUUGGUUAGAGGUUUUAUAUAUAAUCUAUUGGCCAUGUUGGAACAUGGACCAUGCCGGGCCAAAAACUAGGUCACAGGGUCACUUAUUGCGUUUUACACAUUCAGUAUGGUGGCCGCUAUCUAUUUCAAGUACUUAUCAUCUGCUCUUCACCAACUUGGUCAGAAGUUUUAUCUUGAUGAUCUUUAGGCCAUGUUUGAAUAUGGGUCAUGCCGGGUCAAAAACUAGGUCAUGGGGUCACUUAGUGCGUUUACACAUUCAGCAUGGUGUUCCCUAUUUCAAGUACUUCAUCCGCUUUUCAUGUGGGGGUAUUUGUCACGUCUGUGACAAAGCUCUAGUUCUAUCUAAUUUUUUAAAGUGAGUAGAGAAAAAGACAUUUAAAAGAAAACAAAUGACAUCAUGUUAAUAAUAUAAUGUACAUACAGUCUACUCUCGUUAUCGCGACAUUGAUUUUUUCGAUAUUUCGAAGUUAACUCAAUGCCCUAACUUUUUUUCUUCUUUAUCUAUAUUUACAUCGCAUAUCUCGAUUUUCGUUAUGUCAAAUAAUUUGAUAUCUCGAUAUAAAAAUUUGUCCCGAGUCCCGAUUUUACAUGUAUUUACUGUGGUUUAUCUCGAAGUGCGAAUAACUGUCCCAGUGAUGGUAAAGGUGAAAUUGUUGUCUUUGAUACUUCACCGUCCCGCUUUGCCCGGCUGCUCCCGAUACUGUGCGGUAGAUAAUUGAUCCAUGAAUUGCAUCAAUGACCACACGUGUUAUGUCGUUAGCCAUUAACACUUGAGUAAGGCAAGUCACUUUAACUGUCACUUUAACUGCAAUUAAUACACAGCCUGCCGAAAGCCCAAAAGACUAAUUUUUUUUACAAACAAUACUCCAAAAUGCAUUGAGUUAUAUUUUUGAGUAAUAAACCGUCGCAAAUUUGAAGAAUGUUGUUCUAUCCUUGAACUCCAACAGUCAUUAGUAUAGCUAACUUGAAAUAUAAUUAUGAGAUGUCGGUCAAGCAAUCCAGAGAAGGACCCGGUAUCCAACCCGGGGGGAUAUCUGGAUCGGCAAAGCAGAAGCUUGAAAUUCAGUCGUUCAAGGAAAAGUACGCGGCCAUCAUAGAAGUCGAGAAAGGCCUCAAAACCAAGAAGAAGAAAGCAGAAGAGUUUGGCAUCCCGCAAAAUACGCUCUCAAUGUGGAUCAAAAAAAGGACGAGAUUAAAGCGAAAUUCCUGACUGGCGAUCUCGAGCUUGCAAUUUAAACAUUUACUGAUAUAAAAGCAUUUCAAACUUCAAAAUGUACAUAUACAGUUCAGUAUUCCGGAACGUGAUUCACACAUGUUCGGAUGGAAAACCCUCGUCUUGAUUGAACGUCAAUUGCAUCAUAACUUUAAAUAGUAACAUUACCAGAUGUUUACUCGACAGUUUAGAAAAACGAUAACCGCAUGUGUUCAUGCAAUUUUGUAACACUUAAAACGUCAUUUUAAGCAUUUAAAUAGCAAAUUUAAUCGCGUCUCAUAAAAACGCGUAUAUAUCAGGUAAUAGAUAGAGUAGUAUAGAGUAUUAUGUGACACGGUGGCGGCUUAAGUUAGACAACUUAGCAGGCAUAUAGAUGUUAAAAAUAAGUUAAAUUUUCGUCUCAUUUUUUCUUUGAAAACGCCUUAUCGGAUAUCUCGAACUCUCGUUGUCUCAAUAUUUUUUCUUGUUCCAGCCGACUUUGAGAUAACAAGAGUAGACUGUAACUAUAAAGUCAUGUUGUACUGCACAUGUUUGAUGUUUUCUACGAGUUGAAAAUACAGCUUAGUGUUAUUUCGUCAAAGAAGUGGUAAUGAUGAGAUGGAAAUUAUAUGUGUCGUGUUCUGAGAAAACUGGGCAUAAUUCAUGUGCAUUAAGUGUCUUCCCAGAUUAGCAUGUACAGUCCGCACAGGCUAAUCAGGGACGACACUUUCCGCUUAAACUGGAUUUUUGCUAAGAAGAGACAUCAUUUAUACUAAAAAUUCCAUAAAAGUGGAAAUUGUCGUCCUGGCACAGGCUAAUAUAGGAUGACAAUUUACGCACAAGCAUUAUGCCCAGUUUUCUCAGAACGCGACACAUAUAUAGUCAGUCUCAAUCCUUAUUUUGAAAAAGAUGUACUUUAAAUUGUAGACAUUUUUCUUAACACUUUCACAGAAUAUGACACCACUAUAAGUAAUGAAGUCGAGAUGGUCCUAGAUCCUCAGUGAAAAACUUGUCCUUAUAUUUUGUUCUCUCCUAUUCUGUUCUUUCUCUUGAUGCCUGCUCUUUCUAACAUAACAUUCCAUAGUCCUGUGAAGUAAGAUCUGUUAAAUUGUUUUAUUUCAUUGGUGCUAUUGUUUGGCAACCGUUAUAUUCAUUCCAAGGUUUUAAUGGUUUGAAAUCAAUGUGUAUUUAGUGUACAUCUUCAUGUGGGAAGCAUAGAGUGAUUGUUCUGGCCAUCUUUCCAGCAGUAAUUGUAUCCGUAUGAGGUCCACUAGAUUGUGCUGUUUUGUUAAGCUGCUAAAUACAUACCCCAAAUUAAUGCUGGUUGUGCUUAUGUUUUGUUGCCCAUUUCUUACUCCACCCAAAUCUAUAUAUUACUUCGACCUUGACCUUCUUUGUCUCGAUGAUAUCUCUUGACCUUAGUUUUAAAUUGGUCUUGUUGGGGUAAAAUACCUGGGAGCUAGUUCACUACCAUGUGAACAUGAUUGCCUCAUUCCAAGAACAAAAGUUAAGGUGAGCAACCUUGGACACUUAGGGUACUCUUGUUGUUCUCUUUUUUAAUUAGGGAUGGAAACAAAUACUGAAAAUCAUAUUUGAGUAUUCGUUCUUCAUUAUUCAAAUAUAUGCAAAUAUUAGUUUUUAUGCCCCCAAAUCGAAAGAUCGGGGGUAUAUUGUUUUUGGCCUGUCUGUCUGUAUGUCUGUGUAUCUGUGUGUCUGUCUCUAAACUUUAACCUUGGUCAUAACUUUUGCAAAAUUGAAGAUAGCAACUUAAUAUUUUGCGAGAAUGUGUAUCUCAUGGAGCUGCAAAUUUUGAGUGGUGAAAGGUCAAGGUCAUCCUUCAAGGUCAAAGGUCAAAUAUAUGGCUUCAAAGCGGCGCAAAAGGGGGCAUUGUGUUUCUGAUAAACACUCCCUUGUUUAACAUUAUGUCUCGGACCUUACGAACAUCCAAAAUAAACUACUGUUCUUAUUUGGCAAAAACACGACUACACUGCAACGCCGAUAUAUCGCGGACCGUUAUAUCGCGCUGUCCAAUAUAUCGCGCUUUGGCUAUGGCUCCCAAAAAUCCGACGAGCAUGAUCACUAAAUGACAUGUUUAAAUCUGAGAAUUCGCUAACUUAAGCAAAAAACCGGUUCUAGCAAGUAUCAACACCCCAUAUUUCGCGGCUAACUAUGGCACGCAGUGAAGCGUGAAAAACAGUCGAUUAGUGACAAUGUUGUUUACACAAGGCUGGGGUUGUUUUUAACACUUAGGAAAUAUCCAAUUAGUGUCAUUGCAAAGGUAAUAAUGGCAGUUUACUGGUAUAUAAAUCGUUAAAUUUCGGUACUGGUCAUGAAUUUCAUUGUCCUGAUAAAAAGCGCGCGAAAAUUGGCGUGGGUGUAUUUAUUUGUAAAUAAAAUUUCGUAGCCGCUACAACAUUGCGAUAAUGUAAUUUCCGUUAAAAGUUUCGUUGUAAACAACAAAAGUACCGCAGUAUCUCGCGAAUUAUGUGGCAUUGACAUUUCCUCUUAAUAAAAUAUAAUUCAAACACACGGUAUCGUUACCGUUACGCUAAGGGUAAAUUCGAAUCUAUGCACAAUGUAUUUUAUAUGUUUUUUACGGCAAGAAUUUUUCAUUUUAGCUGAUUCGCGAGGGAUCGUACAUGAAAAUAAAAAACAUAAUUUACAUUUUGGUUUUUAUGAUAAAUACACAGAUACUUAUGUAGUAAUGAAAACGUUUAUUGUAGAAUUGGUUUGCAAUUAUUACAAAACAAAUAUGUAGCAGCGCUGUAUAUAAAAUGAAAACAUUGGGGAAAUUUGACAAGUUAACCGCAAUACAAUUGAGUUAGACAUUUCUAAAGUUAUAUCGCGCGCCGGAUAUAUCACGCUCGCGAUCUUUGGACCCCACCAACCGCGAUAUAUCGGCGUUGCAGUGUAUAACCUCAAAUGCAGCUUUUGGAAAAGGGAUAGAGUGAUUAUUUUUGAAAAUGAUUAUUAAUUAUAAUAUACCUCAUUUUCACAUAAUUCUUUAAUUUUUCAAACGACAUUAGAUAUUUCCGGUAUACAUAUUACGGUACUUCCCUUGUUUUUUGCCAUACAAUUGAGUACAUAAAAUAAUUCAGAACAGGAGAGGGUGGCAUUGUGAAUCAAUUUCACUUGUUUUACCUCUAAAUUUUCGAUGCAUCUAGAACAUGUAGCAAGUUUAGCAAGCUCUAAACGAGUCUAAUUAAAUUGAUUCUUAUUCCAAACAAAAUUAAUUGGUUGAUAUAAUUCUGAUUAGAUAAUCAUUGAUUUAAUACAUGGAUAUAGUAAUUAAAAUGAAUGGUCAUUUUAAGUUAUAUAGCAAGUUGGGUUGCCUCUUUUGUCUUAACUGCAAACGCUGAACUGUGAAAAAUAUGUCAAUUUGAAUUAUUUUAGAUAGUCAAUAGAUUAAACAUGGUGUAUUUACACGUUUGCAAACUGCCAGAUAAAACGAAUAACGACACAACCCUCUGCUGAUUCCCACCCGUCUAUCGUGUAAUUAAUUAAUCGCAGCUGCUAUUCAAACAAUUACUGACACAUGAAAGUUGUCUGCACUGGAAAAAAAAAAUGCAACUUGGCAUUUACACAUUUUUGUGUGAAGUUUGCUUAAAAAACAAAUAUUCGAAUAUGAAUUUUGGAUUCAAAUAUUCUACCAUGUUUUGAAUAUUCGAAAAUCCGGAUAUUCAUUCCCAUCCCUAAUUUUAAUGUUUCUCUUCCAUUUUUUGAGGCGGACAAUUAUGAAUUGUGCAUGAUUUUACACACAGGUUGUAUGGUGACUUUCUUGGAUCAAAGAGAUGUCAGCUAGCAUUAAUUGUUCAGUUGUCUAAGCAAUGAAAAACAUUUCACAAAAUUGUUUUAACAUGACCUAGGCACUUCAAUAACGUAAACCAGUUGCAUAUACUUUUUGUGUUGAGAAAAGAACUUUCUUAAAAGUCGUGAAUCACAAACAAUAAUGUAUUGAAAUUGUUUCUUGGGAUUGCAUAUUGCUUUGUCAGUUACAUUUUGUCAGUCUGUCUACUACACUUAGAUAUUAACAAUUUCCAUUUAUAUCACUGGAACAUUUCUCUUAUCAAAAACUCAUCUUAUGUAUUGUAUAAGAACAAAUGUGCGUUAAGUGUCAGCCAAGAUUAGCAAUCAGAGACGACAUUACCACAAAUAUGUGUUUUUUGUUUACAAGAGACUUCUUGUUAAUGAUGAAAUUUGGUAAAAAGGUAAACUGUUGUCCGUGAUAAGCCUGUGCAGACUGCGCAGGUAAACUGUUGUCCAUGAUAAGCCUGUGCAGACAGCGCAGGCUAAUCUGGUACAACUCUUUACACCAAUGCAUUAAGCGAUGUUUUCUGCGAGCAAGGCUUUUAUUAUGCUCCCCCCAAUUUAUUUUGGGGGGAGCAUAUAGUCGCCACUUUGUCUGUCCGUGCGUGUGUGUGUCUGUCCGUCUGUCCGUGCACAAUUUUUGUCCGGGCUAUUUCUCAGCAACUAAUGACUGGAAUUCAAUGAAACUUUAUGGGAAGCUUCACUACCAAGAGGAGAUGUGCAUAUUAUCAGAGGGUUCUGGUCGGAUGAUUUUUCACAGAGUUAUGGCCCUUUGAAAUUUUCUAUAAAUAAAUAUUGUUCCCCCAACUACUGUGCCCUCAAGACGUUUCCUUUUAACUGAUUAUAUAGUGCAAUAUUGUGACAAAAAAAACACUUUGGGGAGCAUCACUCGUCUCGGACGGUUUCUUGUUUAUGUUUGUAUCUGCACCGAUUAAUAUAGCAGCUUAGACAAUGUUUUUAAAACAAAUUGUCCAUAUUAUUCUUAAAAUUUUAGUAAAAAAUAAUUGAUUUUUAUUGUGUCAUUCCUCUAGUUUUGUUGCUCAGUAUUGUCGCUGAUAUGGUUGUUAUUUAUGCUAUUUUGUUAUUUAUUUCUGUUAUUGUUCUUACAAUUUGAUUGUAGGAAGGUUGCUCAAUAAAAUUGGUCAAGACA